AUGCCUGAUGCAUUCAGCAAAACCAUUCCGAUCUGGUGCGCAGUGUUGAAUCGAGCGCUGUUCAACAGCCAAGAGGUAUUUCUACCCCGUAAUAUUUUGUCUUCAAGUGAAUUCCAGCAGAUAAUUGACCGAAUUGACGGGUGGGUAGAUCUUUUGAAGCGGAUCGUGCCCGAUCAAAACUGUUAUAGGGUCUCGAAACCUCUCCGCCCCAUUUGGGUCACUCAAAGCGGCAUGCUACCUUUUGAAACCCCCACAUUUGAGGAAUUUCAUCCUGUUAUACUAUGUACUGCCUCAGAACAGGUUCAAGAUGGCCAGAGUCAAAGGACAGGCUAUAUUUAUGUCCAAGGCGCAGGAGAUGAUCACGAGCUUUGGGCGGGUAAACUCACACCAAAUCUGCUUUGGAAUAAUACAGAAUUACAUGGAGACUUAUCGGCGUUCGAUUUGAUUUCUAAAAUAGAGGCUAUGAGUGGAGAAGGUGAGGUUAUUCCAGACAACCAAGUGAAACUGACUUCUUAUUUAUCUAUUUCUUCAGCACCCAUUGGGGUCAAUGAUCUAGACUUGACGUCAUUACCAACUAAAAAAAAAGGAAUCCGUGAGUUGGCGACAAAACUGGCCAGUAUCGACAAUGAGUUCGCCAACAAAGGGCCUUCUGUCAACGUUGUAACAACUGAGCCUGAGCUUGGGGUCGCUGUUUGUUUAAUGCUCAACUGCCUCUACUUUGAUGAUCAGGGCAAACCUUGCUCACGCAACAAAAAAGCAACUUCUAAAGAAGAUGUAUCAAGACGCCUGGUUCCUUUGGCCGAAAAUGGUAAAGCUCUGCCAAGUAGAGCUUUGGUCAACAUUGUGGGGUCCUACUUGAGGACUUAA
Wickerhamiella sorbophila is the source of this 867-nucleotide messenger RNA. RefSeq lists its product as uncharacterized. The record is from RefSeq and is a predicted model, not a curated record. Gene Ontology annotation, biological process: charged-tRNA amino acid modification. Lineage: Eukaryota; Fungi; Ascomycota; Dipodascomycetes; Dipodascales; Trichomonascaceae. Gene Ontology annotation, molecular function: tRNA adenosine(64)-2'-O-ribosylphosphate transferase activity. Bases 1 to 867 code for a protein of 288 amino acids. The transcript has a single exon. Gene Ontology annotation, cellular component: cytoplasm.